This is a messenger RNA of Macrosiphum euphorbiae (potato aphid), 474 nucleotides long. The record is from the annotation of a GenBank genome assembly. Lineage: Eukaryota; Metazoa; Arthropoda; Insecta; Hemiptera; Aphididae.
AUGCGACUUGGUAAAUACGAUAUACAAACACGUUUGACAAAAGAACUAUGUCAACAAUUAGAAAUUAAUGACAACAGGCCGUUUACGUAUCGUGACAUAUCAAAGGUUGAAAAACUGCUCAAAAUUCAAAUUAAAGUCGUAAACGCCGAUAAUUGUUGUGAAAUCGACUACACCAGAACUGAAAAUAAAUACAAAGUUUACCUUUUGAAAAAAGAUGAUCAUUUUUAUUCUAUUUUUUCUAUGUCGGCGUUUAGAGAACGUGUGUACUACUGCGAGUUAUGCGAUACGGGGUAUAACAAUAAAAAGAAGCACUCCUGUAAAAAAGGACAGGGGCAAAAGUGUAGGCUGUGUAACGAAAAAUAUCACAUACAAAACUUUGUAAGCAAAAAAAUUUACUGUCACGAGUGUAACCGUUAUUGCGUCAAUAAUGACUGCUUAAGAAAGCAUAAAGACGUGUGUGAUAAAGAAUAUUAA